Papaver somniferum (opium poppy) is the source of this 1359-nucleotide messenger RNA. RefSeq names its product F-box protein At5g07610-like. NCBI's taxonomy places the organism in Eukaryota, Viridiplantae, Streptophyta, Magnoliopsida, Ranunculales, Papaveraceae. The transcript has a single exon. Gene Ontology annotation, molecular function: protein binding. The record is from RefSeq and is a predicted model, not a curated record. The coding region runs from base 1 to 1359 and encodes 452 amino acids.
AUGGUGUUCAAUCAUGUUACGAUGCAAACUUCAAUUCUUGAUAUUCGUAAUCUCAAGAAACUACUAUCACUCUCUAAUCAGGUAAGUUCCGAAUCCCCCCUUUAUGAUCAUCCUCACAAUUCGAUUUCACCUUCAUCAGCAUUGUCGUCGUCGUCGUCGUCGUCGUCAGUUAUCGGUAACAACAAUGAUAUCUUAGCACAACUAUUACUGUAUCUUCCUAGAAAAUCAUUGUGUAGAUUCAAAUGUGUAUCAAAACAAUGGUCUUCACUUAUUUCAGAUGCAUAUUUCAUCCAAAAACAUCGCAAUGAUAGAAAAUACCGGCUUCACCACCGUUCUAUUCAAGGGCUGUUCUUGCACAAAUAUUGGCUAAAUGAGUAUGGGAAUAAUUUACCAGAAUUUGAGUUUAUCUCUAUUGAUUCGGAUGUCAGGAAUGCUAUAACCGUUUCGGAAAAUCUAAAUUUUGCUAACGAUCCAGGAGGUAUACAGAUUGAACAGUCUUGUAAUGGUCUUUUGUUGUGUAGUACUUUUGGGAUAUGCAGUAACAUAGCAGAAUUUGCUCGAAACUAUUACGUUUACAAUCCAACCACAGGACGGUAUACCAUCUUACCGAGUUCUGAACAUAGGAAGCCUGGUUACGAGUCAUGUUUCAGUGUUAGUUUAGCUUUCAAUCCGUUUAGAUCACCUCAUUACAAGGUUGUUUGCAUUUCGGAGAGUGACAAAGCAGAUGAAUGUCAGAUUGAGAUUUACUACUCCGAAACAUGUACAUGGAGGCUGGUUGGAUAUUCAUGUAGUUUAACUAAUAUCUAUGGUUGUGGUGUGUACUGGAAUGGUUUGUUGAAUUGGCAUAACGUCCAUGACUCUUUGGUUUAUUUCGAUAUUGAUAGAGAGUUAAUUGGAGUAGUACAGAUGCCAGAUAGAACGACGGUUAAGAAUAGUUUGUAUUUCGGUGCGUGCAAGGGUCGUUUGUAUUAUGUUGAAACUGAUUGCACUAGAUGGGCUAAUGUUUCGAGUCUCAAUAUCUUUGAGAUGAAGACUGGUUGCACCGGAUGGAAUGUAAUAUACCAUGUCGAUCUCUGGAAAUUAAGAGUGCUGUUACAUCUUCAGGAAAUUGGGUAUAGCAAUUUUGAAAAUGAUGAGUUAAAAGUUUUAUUAGUUGAUGGUGAAGAAGGAGAAGAGGGUGAAGAAGAAGAGUCGGCAAAGUUGGUUUUCCAAGUAAGGGAUAAGGUUAUUUCAUAUGAUCUUAAAGAGAUUAGCCUCAACAAAGUUCAUGACAUAGAGCCAGUCUUUAUUCGUGGGCAUUGGCAACAGUGCAGAAUUUUCCAUGCUUAUCAAUAUAUCAAUUCGUUGGCUUCUGCGUGA